This is a messenger RNA of Linum tenue, 294 nucleotides long. NCBI's taxonomy places the organism in Eukaryota, Viridiplantae, Streptophyta, Magnoliopsida, Malpighiales, Linaceae. The record is from the annotation of a GenBank genome assembly.
AUGAGCGAGACGCUGAAGAACAAGUACCAGGUGUGCGAGGAGAUCGGACGGGGGCGAUUCGGCGUGAUCUCCCGGUGCUUCUCUCCGACGAAGAACUCCUUCUUCGCCUGCAAGACCAUCGACAAAUCCCUGCUCGCCGACCAAGCCGACCGCGACUGCCUCGAGAAGGAGCCCAAAGUCAUGCUCUUCCUCCCGCCGCACCCAAACAUCCUUCAGAUCCACGACGCCUUCGACUUCGACGACUCCCUCACCUUGAUUUCUCGACCUCUGCGAUCCCUACACCCUUUACGAUAA